Paramecium octaurelia is the source of this 561-nucleotide messenger RNA. Lineage: Eukaryota; Ciliophora; Oligohymenophorea; Peniculida; Parameciidae. The record is from the annotation of a GenBank genome assembly.
AUGAUGAUUCUAACUGGUAGAAGAAAAUCAGAAAAAAUAAUCUCAAGAUCAUUAAGGCCUUCCUUAUUUUUAAAUGAAUUCGAUUUAUCGUCCAUGCUCUAAACAUCUUCAGUGAAAACAGAAGCUAAUAUUAAUCCAGUCUCCAAAACAGAAGCAUAACAAAUUCAAAAUUCAUUAAGUGUAAUCCCUGAAAACCCCACAUUUUUACUGCUACCAUAAAUUGAAGAGAAAUUCGUUCUAAAAUCUAAGGAAGUUAAUUUUUCUAAAGAAAAAAGAGAAUCAAAAGUUUUAAAAAACGUGGCUUCAGAAUAACUAUUACAUUAAUCAAAGCUUGAUCUUAAGUUGCCACUUAUAUAGCAAAGUCCAUAAAUUAAGACAUUACCUAGACAUUCGAGAUAAAUUACUAGUGAAGAUCUUAAAAAAGUUGAAUUUAGACCUUCAAUUAUGGUUAUUGACUUUAUAAAUAACAUUGUGAAAAAGGACAAAAUUGAUGGAAGUUCAAAACCUUUAACUAAGAAACUGUAGAGAUAGCAGACUAGAUUUGUAAAAUAAAGUUUAUGA